GAUAUAAGACCGGAAACAACAAUCUGCUUCACCACAAAGAAGAGAAAUCAUUUAUAGUGCGAAUGGGGCAGAAACAUGAGGGUUCCGAUACUCCUCCUCAUCCUCUCAGCGGCAACAAAUCGGUGUGGAACUGAAGUCCAACCAGUGGUGACCUUCACACCCAACUGGAGGAUUAUCCUUCUAUACGAAUCGGUGACAAUAUCCUGUAACAUCGGAUCUGCGACUCAGGAGAACCCAAGGUACGACUGGUCCAAAGAUGGUGAACUACUGCCCCACCAUGAGCAGAGGAUCAGUAUAGACCAAGCGUCCUAUGAGAAUAGCGGGAGAUACCAAUGUUGGGUCAACAAGGCCUUGAAAAGUGACCCAGUCAGACUGGAUGUGAUUGGCGGGCGUCUGAUCCUUCAAUCUCCUCCGAUCAUCUAUAUAGGGGACCCCCUGACUCUGCGGUGUCACAGUCACUUAAGUUACGAUAAAACCAACACGACCUUCUUCAAGAAUAAAACCAUCAUUGGCUUCUCGGUCAGCGACACUGAGUUACGAUUUGCAAGUGUUGACCAGAAUGUAACCGGGGCCUACAGGUGCACCCAAAAAAUAAGGACCCAACAAAACAACUAUAAGGUUUUCCAGGCUAUGACAUUUGUCUCUGUCCAAGAACGGCCACAAACAUCACCGGGUGAAAUGGCUCCAAUGACUAUUUGGAUUCUGGUCGGGGUCUUCUUCCUUUUCCUGCUCUUCUCGGUUCUCCUGAUCUUCAUGUGCAGACACAAGCUUCACCAGCAGCACACCAUCACAGAACGUGAAAGAAAAGACUAUCUGGAAGAAGAUGAAGUGUAUUACACAUAUAUACAUCCAGACUGUUUACAGAGAGGUUUGCCUUCUCAGAGACGAGAUAGUCACGACUACUCCACUGUGUAUUCCGUCGUGAUGGCCGCUCCGACAUCAGAAAACAAUGUGGAAGGAGCAGAGACCUCAAUGACCCCAGAUGGGACGUAA
Molecule: messenger RNA, 993 nt
Organism: Hyla sarda
Lineage: Eukaryota; Metazoa; Chordata; Amphibia; Anura; Hylidae
Product: low affinity immunoglobulin gamma Fc region receptor III-A-like
Exons: 8
Coding region: 76-993 (305 amino acids)
Biological process (GO): cell surface receptor signaling pathway
Molecular function (GO): transmembrane signaling receptor activity
Source: RefSeq, a predicted model, not a curated record